Lathyrus oleraceus (garden pea) is the source of this 1200-nucleotide messenger RNA. Its product is annotated as 3-isopropylmalate dehydratase large subunit, chloroplastic. The transcript has 3 exons. The record is from RefSeq and is a predicted model, not a curated record. NCBI's taxonomy places the organism in Eukaryota, Viridiplantae, Streptophyta, Magnoliopsida, Fabales, Fabaceae. Bases 1 to 1200 code for a protein of 399 amino acids.
AUGAGCCACAGGGAAGGUGAAAUAUAUUUGGCAUCCCCGUAUACAGCCGCCACAUCUUGUUCAAGUGUACUUGUCGUCGUUGUUUCUCAGACAUCAAUCAAUGGUUUCCUCCCUUGUUCCUCCACCGACCACCUUCUUCUUCCACACCAAGAGGGAUCUGAGUCUCUCCGUUUUCCCUUCAUCAUCAUCAUCUUCUCAGUGAUGUCAGAAACACGCUUCCAGGAGUAUCUCUUGUUCAGUUACCCCGCCUCAGCAAACACAACGCCAACCUUCUACCACUGGAUCAGUGAAGACAGCCAGAAGAUAUUGGCUAGAGCUGCUGAGAAGGAGAAGGUCAUACCUAGGGAUAAUAUUUGGGUCAAUGUUGAUGUUUUGAUGACACAUGAUGUCUGUGGUCCUGGUUCUAUUGGGAUUUUUAAGAAGGAGUUUGGUGAGGAUGCUAAGGUUUGGGAUCGUGAAAAGCUUGAUCUUAGUAAUUUUAAGGUAAAUCCAGAUUACAAAGGUGUUUGUCACAUCGCUCUUGCUCAGGAAGGUCAUUGUAGGCCUGGAGAGGUUCUCUUGGGCACUGAUUCUCACACUUGUACUGCUGGAGCAUUUGGUCAAUUUGCAACAGGGAUCGGUAAUACUGAUGCUGGUUUUGUUUUGGGAGCAGAGAAGCUUUUGCUCAAGGUGGCUCCAACUCUGAGAUUUGUAUUGGAUGGAGAAAUGCCAAGUUAUUUUCUUGCAAAGGAUUUAAUUCUGCAAAUUAUUAGUGAAAUAUCCAUGGCUGGUGCAACUUACAAAUCUAUGGAGUUUGUUGGCUCAACCGUUGAAAGUUUAACUAUGGAAGAACGAAUGACAUUGUGCAACAUGGUAGUUGAAGCUGGAGAAAAGAACGGUGUUAUUCCUCCUGACAGUCAAGCAAGAUUUCUUUCUGAGUGUAGAUUUGAUGUCACAAAGUCGGAGCCACUGGUGGCCAAGCCUCAUUCACCGGAUAAUCGAGCUUUAUCAAGGGAGUGCAAGGAUGUGAAAAUUGACAGAGUAUACAUAAGAUCUUGUACGGGUGGGAAAACAGAAGAUUUCAUGGCUGCCGCAAAAAAAUUUCUAGCAUCGGGUAAAAAGGUUAAACUUCCGACGAUUCUUGUCCCAGCAACACAGAAGGUUUGGAUGGAUGUGUACAGCCUCCCUGUCCCCGGUUCAGGUGGUAAGAUUUGCUCAUAG